This is a messenger RNA of Lepus europaeus (European hare), 817 nucleotides long. It is a transcript of the gene TNFRSF17, whose product is annotated as TNF receptor superfamily member 17. The transcript has 4 exons. Gene Ontology annotation, biological process: tumor necrosis factor-mediated signaling pathway. NCBI's taxonomy places the organism in Eukaryota, Metazoa, Chordata, Mammalia, Lagomorpha, Leporidae. The coding region runs from base 27 to 593 and encodes 188 amino acids. Gene Ontology annotation, molecular function: signaling receptor activity. The record is from RefSeq and is a predicted model, not a curated record.
GCAAGGGUCCCGCCAGGCUUUGCCCCAUGGGCUGGGCUGGGCAGUUCCAGAUGUCUCAGCACUGUUUCCAGAAUGAGUACUUUGAUAAUCUGCUGGGUACUUGCAAACCUUGUCACCUUCGCUGUUCCAAGGCCCCUCCUGUAACAUGUCAGCGCUACUGUAAUGCCAGUGUGACCAGUUCAAUGAAAGGAACAAACGCGAUUCUGUGGACAUGCUUGGGCCUGAGUGUGACAGUUUCUUUGGCAGUGUUUGUGCUCAUGUUCUUGCUGAGGAAGAUGAGCUCGGAGCCAUUAAAGGAUGCAUGCAAAAACACAGGAUCGGUUCUCCUGGACGUGGCUAAUGCUGGCCUGGGCAGCAGCAGAACUGCGGAUGAAAGAACUCUUCCCAGAGGCCUCGGGUACACGGUGGAAGAGUGUACCUGUGAAGACUGCGUCAAGAGCAAACCAAAGGUCGAUUCUGAUCACUUCUUCCCACUCCCAGCCAUGGAGGAGGGCGCAACCAUUCUGGUCACCACAAAAACUAAUGACUAUUCCGACAGCCUGCCACUUGCUUCAAGCACUACAGGGGUAGAGAAAUCAAUUUCUACUGCGUAGUUAAUCCUCUUGACUGGUGUAGAACUACUUAAAAAAUGUUCUUUGAGAAGGAAAGGAGACGAAAUCAGAUCUGCCCGGGGUGACUGUAUUCAUCGGUUGCUGCUAUAGCUUUUUGUCCUCUGACUCUACAAACUCUGUUACGUACAUUUCUGUAUCGUAUUGCUAACAGCUUAACUGUGGAAACUUCUUUGGUCUUAUGAUUAAACUCUUGACUCACUGGAAAA